GAUUCCGCGUGAGAUUCACUUCGCUCCCCUAGCAAAACCGGUAGCGAAGUAGCAAAUCGACGGCCGUUCGCGGUUCGAUGGCCGCCGUCGUCCCCAUCCCCGCCUUCUCCCACGCCGCGAAGUUACCCUCCCUCAGUCGAUCUCCCCACCACCACCACCACCUCCAGUUUCCGCCUCCGCGCCACCUCCUCCGCCUCGCCGCCGACCGUCGGGACCUCGCUCUCGGGCGCGCCCUCCACGCCGCCAUCCUCAAAUCCGCCGACAACGACGACACCCGCCUUGGCAACGCCCUCAUCUCCAUGUAUCUCGACCUCGGCCGCCUCCCCGACGCCCGCAAGGUCUUCGCCUUGUUGCCGUCGCCCAACGUCGCUUCCUUCUCCUCCUUGAUAUCUGCGUACGCCAAGGCCGGACGGCCGCUCCGUGCCGCCGGCUUUUUCUUCCGGAUGAGGAUGCUCGGCGUUGAACCGAACGAGUUUAGCUUCGUCGCUAUCUUGACGAGUUGCAUCAGGGAGUUGAAUUUCCGACUCGGGUCUCAAGUUCACGCCUUUGCCGUGAAAACCAACCACUGUUCCUGCGUAUAUGUAGGCAACGCGCUUAUUGCUGUGUAUGUCAAAUGUGGGUGCGCCACUACCGCCGAGAAGCUGUUUGAUGAAAUGAUUGAGAGAGAUGCAUCGUCGUGGAACACACUUAUCUCGGGUAUGAUCGAGAAUGGUAGAUAUGCUGAAGCGUUUGAGCACUUUAAUUUUAUGCAGUUUGAAGGACAUCGCGCCGAUGGCUUCUCCUUGUCCACCCUUUUGACGGCUGCUUCAGAUGGCCUUGGUGGUACAGAAGGAAAAGCAAUUCAUGCUUAUGCUGUUAAAACCGGUUUGGAUUUGAAUUUAAGUGUAGGAAAUGCUUUGGUUUCGUUCUACACUCAGUUCGGUUCUAUAGAAGAUGUGGCUGAUGUCUUCGAGAGAAUGCCUACAAAAGAUGAUAUAUCUUGGACUGGGAUGCUUAAUGCGUUUAUGGAAUUUGGUUUAGUUGAAUCUGCUGUUCAGGUUUUUGAUCAAAUGCCUGAGAGGAAUUGUGUGACUUAUAAUGCUCUUUUAGCUGGUUUUUGCCAUAAUAGAGAAGGUUCUCGAGGUCUAGAAAUUUUUCAGUUGAUGUUGCUAAAUGGCUUGGAGAUUUCAGAUUUUACGCUGACUAGUGCUAUGAACGCUUGUGCCUUGGUCACUGAUAUGAAGAAGAGUGAGCAGAUUCAUGCUUUCUUGAUUAAAUCUGGCUGCAAAUUGAGUGCUUGGAUUGAAGCUGCUUUACUCGAUAUGUGUUCUAAAUGUGGUAGGAUUCAUGAUGCUCGGGAGAUGUUUAUGAGUUUGGUCCAUGAAGAGAACUUUCAGCUGGCUUGGACUUCUCUUAUGUGUUCCUAUUCUAGAAACGGGCAGCAUAAUGAAGCUUUGUCUCUUUUCCAACUAGGGAUAGUGAGAAAUGACCUAAUGAUUAUGGAUGAAUUCUCGUACUCAACAGUCCUUGCAUUAUGUGGUACCUUAGGUUUUGCUGAAAUGGGGCAGCAAAUUCACUGUGUCAUUGUUAAGUCUGGUGUAUUAUCUGAUCUAGAAGUUGGGAAUGCUCUGUUCAGUAUGUAUGCCAAGUGUGGGAACUUGGAAGAUUCCAUUACUCUCUUUAGCCAAAUGCCUCAGCAUGACAUUGUGUCAUGGAACACAUUACUAACAGCUCAUCUUCUUCACCGACAGGGAGAUAAUGCUUUGGAUGCAUGGCAAAGGAUGGAAAACUUUGGCGUGAUGCCCGAUGGUAUCACCUUUCUCUUGAUUAUUUCAGCAUGUAGAUAUACUAGCUCAAACUCCAUUGAGACCAGUCACAGACUAUUUCAAUUGAUGGAGAACUCUUACAGCAUUACUCCGACAUCAGAACACUACUCGGCCAUGGUAGAUGUUUUGGGUUAUUGGGGUUCCUUUGCUGAAGCGGAGCAUCUGAUACAGAACAUGCCCUUGAAACCUGACACAUCAGUUUGGCGAGCUUUGCUUGAUAGUUGUAGGUUGAGAUCAAAUGUGAGCUUAGGGAGACAGGCGGUGCAAUCCCUUCUGGCAUCAGAACCUCAAGAUCCAUCUACAUAUGUUCUCGUUGCAAAUCUUUAUUCGGCUUCUGGGAGGUGGCAUUGCUCAGAAAAGGUGAGGCAGGAAAUGCAAGAAAAGGGCCUGCGGAAGAUCCCUGUAAGAAGUUGGAUUAUUCAUCAGAAUGAAGUGCAUUCGUUCUAUGCGAGAGAUAGAUCACAUUCACAAUCGAAAGACAUCUAUAGUGCACUGGAAAUACUUGUUCAGACAUGCAUGAAAGCAGGGUAUGAGCCAGACACAUGUUUUGUGCUUCAUGAAGUGGAAGAGUAUCAAAAGUUGAACUUCCUCUUCUAUCACAGUGCAAAACUGGCAGUUUCAUAUGGGCUUCUAAUGGCACGGCCAGACCGUCCAGUGAAGGUGGUGAAGAACAUCCAUCUUUGUGGCGACUGUCACAUGUUUCUCAAAUAUGUAUCUUUGGUAACCAGUCGAGAGAUCUUGGUGAGGGAUACGUCAGGGUUUCACCAUUUCAAGAGCGGUGUUUGCUCCUGUGGAGAUUAUUGGUGAUGUUGCACCUGAGUGUAUUUGUUGUAUUGAAGUUGUGCAGAUAUAUAAAAGCUGUAGUCUGUUGCAAUUUUCAGUAGGUUAUCAACCGAUUCUUUUGCCUAAUUUGUGUGAUGUGUAUAUGAAAUCUAAUACGAGAAAUCAGUGUCAUCGUGAAAUGGAGGACGCAUGAUUGAGUUUCCUUCUGAACAACCACUCAUCCAUCAUGGAUCUGAAGCCUUUAACUAAGAUUUUCGUUUGAUGUCAAAUCUAGGAUCAAAUGACACUUAUAUGACACCAGUUGAAGGUUAGAAGGGGUGAAUAGAUAAUGAUGAAAUUUGGUGGCUUGAUGACUCAGAAGUUGCUCGGCAGAUUGAUAACUCAGAAGCGGCUUGGUCACCCUGAAGUGGAUCAACGACUCAAGAAGCAGAUCUACGACUCUGAAGCUUUAGUUGAUUGAGGAACCAAAUGCACGAGAGCAUGUAUGGCUUUUAGUGGCUCUUCUACAUCACCACUGAAAGCCACAGCCACUAAGUGACCCAUUUAGAAGAGCCAAAUGGUGACGGUCCCUUUUUGUCAUGGAUUGAGACAAUGGCAGAUGGUAAGCAUAGGACACUCGACAUGGCAAAAAGGAGGCAUAUUUGUGCAAUGAACCAACCCUUCGAGCAUAUUCCGCUGAAGCAAAUUAAAAGCUGAAAGCUACAUCUAGCUUCCAUUCAAUGCUAUACACCAUCAAUUAGCUUGGAAGAAGAUAACUUUCAAGAGGUUGAUUGAAGUCGCUAACUUGCAGGGAAGUGAUGAUAGAACUUAUUCUUCUAAGCUUCUUUAGAACAAGACCUCUACAAGAUUCCAAGCUUAAUAAAUCUCCAUUUAAUCCCUGUCAAAUCACACACCGAUACAAUAACUUUGCCUGGACCUGAACUGAAGCAAUUAAACCUGUGUAAAAAUUGAAGUCUCAGUCUCAGUCUCAGUCUCACACACUGACUGUGAAUAAUGCACCAGGAUAUUAUUUCUCUGGCUUUAAAAUGUGUGCUCAGCCCUUGAAUACUGUGCACCGACGGCAGUAAUGGCGCCAAUGGAAUGAAUGGUUUCCUUCCCUUGUGCUGUGAUGAAUUUAGCCGAGACAGGAGAAAGGUUGAAGAAGAAGAAGAAGAAGAAGAAGAAGAAGAAGAAGAAGAGGGGCCCGCGAGGGCCCAACAAUUUGAUACGUGUAAGGAUAUGAUUCCCGGGCAAAAAGUAGCCACAUCACAUGGGAUUGCUCUUUAAAUACGCACCCUUUUCCGGAAGAGCGCCAUGGCCUCCACCACCAGGGCUGCAUGCCUCGACCUUGGAUUUUGAUAUGCUGCUUUCGUGGAGAGCGAUCGACGGAGGGGAAAGGCGCGAUCUUGAUGGGUUUUCUCUGAUCAAUUUUGGAUUUUUAAGAUUCAAGUUCGACCUUUUUCGUUCUUUUUUUGGGUCAAGCCGAUUGAGGGUUUAACUGGGGCCAACUGGGAUCGAGCGAGUACGCAGUGUUCUGUUCUUGCUCCAACAAUCGAUUUCCUAAAAAGUGUUCCUUUGAUCUGAAAAGAUUGAAGGAAGUGGCGUACUGUGAACAAUCUGUUCGUGUUUUUCGUUGUCUUGUUUAAAUUUCCAAUCUUUUUGAUCGUUCAAAGUUGCGCAGCAGCGGAGCAGGGGACAAGAAGAUUUCAGUACCAAGCCCUCCGUCUGUUCGUCGUUUUUUCUCUUUUUGAAAGAAAACUCUCUCUGUUUUCUCUGUUGAAUCCCUCUUUUUCUCACUGUUUGAAGCUUUCGUGGCAUCAAGGGUUUGGCGAACGCUAUGCUGA
Messenger RNA from Zingiber officinale, 4411 nucleotides. RefSeq names its product pentatricopeptide repeat-containing protein At5g03800-like. Gene Ontology annotation, biological process: RNA modification. The transcript has 3 exons. Bases 78 to 2612 code for a protein of 844 amino acids. Gene Ontology annotation, molecular function: RNA binding; zinc ion binding; protein binding. Lineage: Eukaryota; Viridiplantae; Streptophyta; Magnoliopsida; Zingiberales; Zingiberaceae. The record is from RefSeq and is a predicted model, not a curated record.